GCGAAAAGGAAAAGAAAAGAAAAACGGGCGGGAUGGGGGAGAAGGUUUUACGAGUGCCCUGCCGUCCGGACGGCCUUUCUUCUUUCUUGCGUGCCCGGAGAGCCCGCCUGGGUUCACCGUUGCCUGAGCCAUCCUCUGCCAGACUCCGACGAGAGGAGCUAUGGAAGAAGAGAUCAAAUCAGAGUUUGCUCACAAUGGUUUCUCCCUUGAUGCUAAAGAAGAAGAGGAGAUCCUCAAGAAAUGUGUGACAUUUUGCAUAAAUUACAAGAUGAGUGCUUCAGAACUCGUUUCUUGCUGGGAGGUUUACUACCUAAACAUGCAAAUUGCAGAAGGCGUGGUGCAAGAUAGCUAUAUGAAUGGUUUUCUACUUUUUAUACAAAAUGAGCAGAAAGAGAGCAUCCGUGAGGAGGAGCCUUAUCUACACACUUAUUACAGUAAUGAUGUUGAUAUGUUGCUAAAUGAUGAACAUAAAGAUAGCAUUGAAGAGGUUGAUGGUGCCAGGAUAAGUGGCACAUAUCCUGAUGAGUCAUAUGAUUUUUCAUCUCCUUCAAGAGUGGCCACUCCAGGAACCAAUGGAAAACUUUCUUCUGGAAAGCCUUCUGCAACCAAAGUGCAUCAUAUGACCCCUUUUGGGCAAAGGACCAAUAAGUUUGUUUUGCAGUUUGAAUUCAAUCCUCCAAAAGUCGAGAAUGGUAGAAAAGAAGGGGAAAUUGAUGAUUCAGAAGAUGAUGUCAUUAGAAGAGUUAAGCCUAUAAAAAGGUGUUCAUUGCAUGUCCGAGAAUUGGGGCCAAAGCCAGGUUGCAGAUUCAUGUAUGAUAGGAUUAAGGAUCGGUUUGAAUCUCUUGAAGGCCGGAUCAGGAGGCUAGCAACAGCUCUUCUAGCUUCUGGAAGUUUUGAUGAAAUAGUUGAUGCAACCUCUGCCUCACAGAAUAACUUGUUUAGUGUUGGAAUGGUCUGCUGCGAUGGUGAUGGUCGUCUAAAUGAGAAAUCAAUCAUAUUACAGUGCAGUGUCGAACAUUCUGGAGGGCGCCGCGUUCGUCUUGACCUCCAGAAAUUAGUUCAGUAUUCAGUAUUUCCUGGUCAGGUAGUUGGAGUUACAGGACACAACCCGAGUGGUCACUGUUUUGUUGUAUCAAAGCUUGUUGACUCUUUCCCCCUACUUGGUCCUCCUCAUGUAAAUUAUCCACCUGCAAAAAGGCCUGCCAUUGACCCAGAGCCGGAUUUGAUGACCGACUCUGCUGCACCAAGAGAACUAUCACUGAUUAUUGCAGCAGGCCCUUUUUGUACUUCUGAUAAUUUGUUUUAUGAGCCAUUUGUGGAGCUCCUUAGUUAUGCAAGAAGAAAUCAGUCUCAUUUGCUAUUGUUGGGCCCAUUCGUUGACUCAGAGCAUCCACAAAUAAAAAAAGGGACUGUUGAUAAAACCUUUGAUGAAAUUUUUGAUGCGGAGAUACUUGAAAGGCUGCAAGAUUACUGUGAGGAUAUGGGUUCUUCUGCUCGUGUUAUUCUCCUUCCAUCUACACGCGAUGCCAACCAUGACUUUGUGUUUCCUCAGCCUCCAUUCGACAUCAGCACAUCCAAGAACCACAAUCACCAGGUCUCGUGUCUUUCAAACCCAGGGAUUUUCAGUGCAAAUGAGGUCACAGUCGGAUGCUGCACAAUGGAUGUCCUAAAGCAACUUAGCAGUGAGGAAAUAUCUAGGUUGCCUACAGAUGGAACACAAAGUGAUCGUCUUGGUCGGCUAGCUACUCACAUAUUAAACCAGCGGAGCUUCUAUCCUCUCUACCCGCCAUCAGUUGGGGUGCCUUUGGAUCUUUCUCUUACGCCUGAAGCUUUACAAAUCCAAUCAAUUCCAGACAUCCUAAUUCUUCCCUCAGAUCUUGCUCCUUUUGUCAAGGUUCUGUCCUUCGGGCCAGAAGAAAGCAUGAUGCAAUGCAUGUGUUUGAACCCGGGUAGAUUGGCAAAGGGGAUCAAUGGCGGUACCUUUCUGACAGUUAAUUAUAAUGGUGAUCCCGGCAAGAGUACUGCUUCCAUCAUGCGGAUCUAGGAGUGACGCUUACUUCCGCAAGCAUCUAAGCAAGGUUUACUAGGCUAUCUCAACAAGGUCAGUUGAACAGGAUAUCAGAAGAAGUCUUGCCUUCUUCGAUGGAGAGUGCUUAACUAAGGGCACUUCCAGGAUAUGUAAUCAUUCAAAUCCUUGGUUCCAAAUUCCCAAUAAGCUGAAUCAUCAGUUAGGGCAGGAGGUUCUGCCAUGUUUAGAUAAGAUUACGACAUAGUCCUGGUGGUCGGUGAGGUUGCAUAGCUCAAUGUAUUUUUUUUUUCGAUAAGCUUUUUAAUGUAUAAAUAACAUGAUUUAGUUGGAUUAGCAACUGAUCCAUCAG
Molecule: messenger RNA, 2378 nt
Organism: Nymphaea colorata (pocket water lily)
Lineage: Eukaryota; Viridiplantae; Streptophyta; Magnoliopsida; Nymphaeales; Nymphaeaceae
Exons: 17
Coding region: 161-2044 (627 amino acids)
Biological process (GO): DNA replication; DNA replication initiation
Cellular component (GO): alpha DNA polymerase:primase complex
Molecular function (GO): DNA binding
Source: RefSeq, a predicted model, not a curated record